AUGGAAAUCGUAUCGGAAGCGCAUGUUCUCGCCGAAAAGUCAGGACUGGAUUCGGCCAUCUUUGAAUCACUCCUCGAGAAGAACGUCGGGACACUGGCAUAUUCUGAUUCGACGCGGUUGACUACGGGGGUCUACAUGCCAGAAAGAGGCCAGAAACCAUGGUCCGACCUAAACCUCGCUCUGAAGGAUGUUCAACACGGCAUCGAUUGCGCCGGGGCUGUUGGGACAAGAUUGAAGAUUGCCGAGGUGGCAGUGGAUCAUUUGAAGAGGGCAAAGGAGUACUCGCAGGCACACGGGGAUAGGGCGCUGGAUUCGUCGACUUUGUAUGGGAUUGUCAGGCAGGAUGCAGGGUUAGAUUUUCGGAAUGAUGUUGUUAUGGAUAGGGAGGGGGAGAGUGGAAUAGGUAAAUGA
Messenger RNA from Monascus purpureus, 411 nucleotides. NCBI's taxonomy places the organism in Eukaryota, Fungi, Ascomycota, Eurotiomycetes, Eurotiales, Aspergillaceae. The record is from the annotation of a GenBank genome assembly.